AUGCUGCUGCUUGACAAGCUGCUCUCGCCGACCUUGCGUCCCUCGUCGCCUCGCUUCUUUAUCUCAAGCCUCAGAACCGCCUCACGCGUCAACGGCGUGCAGCGGACGCAACUGCUGGCUGUCCCCGCUCGAUACGACCAGCACCUUACACACGCUCGGGGGACGCUCAACCCGACAAGCGCAGUCAAGCCCGUCUGGGCGGCGGCCCGCCUCGCGCACUUCUCUACCUUCCCCUUCCCAGUCCGCCAGAUCCGCACAGUGACGCCGCUGUGUGCAAAGAAGGGCUUUGCGGUGCAUACCAAGGAGCCGAUACACGUCAUGGGCAGAGCAGACUUGCAACGCACUGUCCGCCUCGCCGUCGAGACCGCUUUCGCACCUGUCGAAGCGCGACUUCAGGCGCGACUCGACUCGCACGACAGGCAGCUUGAGGAGCAAGACCAGCAAAUGAAGGAGGUGCAAGACGCAAUUUGGAUGCCUGAGCACUACCUUGUAUCAGGCAAAGUUCUGGCGCUCGUCGUCCUCAAGCGCGCCCUCAAGACGGAGGUGUUGUUGCAGUCGAGCUACGACCAGCUCGUCAAGCGCGUCAAGCGCCGUCCGUUGACAAAGUUCCCGCUCAAGCUUCCCAAGUCUGCUUCUCCCGCCGAAAACACGAGAUUCAAGACGUUCCGGCUUGGGGUCGACACUGCCAACAUGAUUGCGGCAGCGGAAGCGCUUGCAACCCGACCUCCAGGCCUCUCCCGCUGCAGCAACCGCUUUGCUCAUCUUUUGCUUGGCCCGGCGACGCUCAAGGCCACGGUCAAAAGGGGCUUGUUGGCGGCAGGACUUGUGGCGGACAAGGCGGAGACCGCCGCUGAGGAAGCCAAGCAGGUCUACUUGCAGGAGGCACGCAUUUCAGAAGAUGCGUGA
Rhodotorula toruloides NP11 is the source of this 906-nucleotide messenger RNA. RefSeq lists its product as uncharacterized. The coding region runs from base 1 to 906 and encodes 301 amino acids. NCBI's taxonomy places the organism in Eukaryota, Fungi, Basidiomycota, Microbotryomycetes, Sporidiobolales, Sporidiobolaceae. The record is from RefSeq and is a predicted model, not a curated record. The transcript is spliced from 4 exons.